This is a messenger RNA of Homo sapiens (human), 4359 nucleotides long. RefSeq names its product cathepsin V (gene CTSV). Gene Ontology annotation, molecular function: cysteine-type endopeptidase activity; cysteine-type peptidase activity. The transcript has 8 exons. Gene Ontology annotation, cellular component: lysosome. Bases 83 to 1087 code for a protein of 334 amino acids. The record is from RefSeq and is marked reviewed. Lineage: Eukaryota; Metazoa; Chordata; Mammalia; Primates; Hominidae. Gene Ontology annotation, biological process: proteolysis; antigen processing and presentation of exogenous peptide antigen via MHC class II.
ACCAGACCGCGGACGUCUGUAAUCUCAGAGGCUUGUUUGCUGAGGGUGCCUGCGCAGCUGCGACGGCUGCUGGUUUUGAAACAUGAAUCUUUCGCUCGUCCUGGCUGCCUUUUGCUUGGGAAUAGCCUCCGCUGUUCCAAAAUUUGACCAAAAUUUGGAUACAAAGUGGUACCAGUGGAAGGCAACACACAGAAGAUUAUAUGGCGCGAAUGAAGAAGGAUGGAGGAGAGCAGUGUGGGAAAAGAAUAUGAAAAUGAUUGAACUGCACAAUGGGGAAUACAGCCAAGGGAAACAUGGCUUCACAAUGGCCAUGAAUGCUUUUGGUGACAUGACCAAUGAAGAAUUCAGGCAGAUGAUGGGUUGCUUUCGAAACCAGAAAUUCAGGAAGGGGAAAGUGUUCCGUGAGCCUCUGUUUCUUGAUCUUCCCAAAUCUGUGGAUUGGAGAAAGAAAGGCUACGUGACGCCAGUGAAGAAUCAGAAACAGUGUGGUUCUUGUUGGGCUUUUAGUGCGACUGGUGCUCUUGAAGGACAGAUGUUCCGGAAAACUGGGAAACUUGUCUCACUGAGCGAGCAGAAUCUGGUGGACUGUUCGCGUCCUCAAGGCAAUCAGGGCUGCAAUGGUGGCUUCAUGGCUAGGGCCUUCCAGUAUGUCAAGGAGAACGGAGGCCUGGACUCUGAGGAAUCCUAUCCAUAUGUAGCAGUGGAUGAAAUCUGUAAGUACAGACCUGAGAAUUCUGUUGCUAAUGACACUGGCUUCACAGUGGUCGCACCUGGAAAGGAGAAGGCCCUGAUGAAAGCAGUCGCAACUGUGGGGCCCAUCUCCGUUGCUAUGGAUGCAGGCCAUUCGUCCUUCCAGUUCUACAAAUCAGGCAUUUAUUUUGAACCAGACUGCAGCAGCAAAAACCUGGAUCAUGGUGUUCUGGUGGUUGGCUACGGCUUUGAAGGAGCAAAUUCGAAUAACAGCAAGUAUUGGCUCGUCAAAAACAGCUGGGGUCCAGAAUGGGGCUCGAAUGGCUAUGUAAAAAUAGCCAAAGACAAGAACAACCACUGUGGAAUCGCCACAGCAGCCAGCUACCCCAAUGUGUGAGCUGAUGGAUGGUGAGGAGGAAGGACUUAAGGACAGCAUGUCUGGGGAAAUUUUAUCUUGAAACUGACCAAACGCUUAUUGUGUAAGAUAAACCAGUUGAAUCAUUGAGGAUCCAAGUUGAGAUUUUAAUUCUGUGACAUUUUUACAAGGGUAAAAUGUUACCACUACUUUAAUUAUUGUUAUACACAGCUUUAUGAUAUCAAAGACUCAUUGCUUAAUUCUAAGACUUUUGAAUUUUCAUUUUUUAAAAAGAUGUACAAAACAGUUUGAAAUAAAUUUUAAUUCGUAUAUAAAGGUGGGCCUUUUUUUAAUGCAUUGGCUUUUUGUGUAGUCAGGAAAUAUAAUUAAGCUCUGAAAUAAUAACUUCAUGUGCCAAUGGUAUGUUAGGAGAAAGAUGCUAGCAGAAAGCUGGCUUCCUGGCUCUUGAGUAGUUAUAAAAAUACAGACUUUAUAUCAGCUGCCCAGUUACUGUGUGUUACCCAACUCCUGAAUCUACCAAAAUUUGAUAAACAAUUUGGAAGGACAAACCUACAUUUUUUUUUUUUAUGAGACGGAGUCUCUCUCACUCUGUCACCAAGGCUGGAGUGCAGUAGUGUGAUCUCAGCUCACUGCAACCUCUGCCUCCCGGGUUUAAGCAAUUCUCUGCCUCAGCCUCCCGAGUAGCUGGGAUUACAGGCGCGUGCCACCACGCCUAGUGUAUUUUUAGUAGAGAGAGGGUUUCACCAUCUUGGCCAGGCUGGUCUUGAACUCUCGACCUCGUGAUCCACCUGCCUCAGCCUCCCAAAGUGUUGGGAUUACAGAUGUGAGCCACUGCGCCCAGCCCCUAAAUUGUUUUAGUAAAGAAGAAAGCAGUUGACUUUUUAGAAAAGGAAAUGUCUUCUUCCUUUGACACAUAACCUCAAGAUGGUUAGGUUACGUGAUAAAAAGUGAAGCUGCUUGUUACUGGAGCCUCUCUGAAUUGCUGGUGACCACUUUGCAGUCUGAGGAAGACGCAGGUGCAAGUAAGUUACCAAGGGUAUUUUGUUUUCAUUCCAAGUCUCUGAUGACAUAUUCCACCUAGCUCUUCUAGAAAAGCUUAUUUGUUAACUAGUGUUAGCAAAAAUAAAUGGUGUGGUUAACAAAUCUCAGGCAUUUGACAGUAGCUGGAGAAAUUUGUUCAAGGUCCACAAGAGAUGAGGCUGGGCUACAAAAAGAGGCCUCUGGCCGAAGAUGGAUAAGAGAUCACAAGUGAAAGGUCAGAAGUCACUAGGCCAGACUCUGGCUACCUAAUCCCUGAAUUAAAAAUAAACUCAAAAUGGGGGGAAAAAGGCUAAGCAUAUAGUUACACAGGUAGUAAAUACAAAUAAAACGAUAUUUUUGCAUAUUUAAAAUACUGGAAGAAAGUACACCAAACUUGUGGGUGAAUUAUGGGUGGUUAUUUAACUCGUUUAGUGAAAAGCAUGUAUUUUUAUGAGCAGGAGAAAAUAGUAAAGAUAUACCCACAUUCUGCAGGCUAAAGGAGAGCCCUGUGUGUGUUUUAAAAGCCCAUGUUUCCAGUCAAAUAAAAAAUUACCGGGGAUGAGCUGGUGAAAUUUAAUCGAAAGGUGAUCCAUUGUGAAUGCAAUGGGAGGGAAGGGGCAUGUGGGACUGUGUAUCCCAAAAACCCUUUGAUAGCCUAUGUCCACAGCCAUCUCUGGAAAAUCCAGUCUACCAUAUUCAGUCUUGAGUUUUCUCUGAGAAAGGAUUCCUUCGUCUUUGCAGCAGCAGGCUAAGUUGGUACUCUCCACAGAUUCUUGGAACAACAACCCAGGCUCUAAGGAAACAUCUAGGCACUAAAUUGAAUGAAAGAGUGAUGGCUUUUUAUUCAAAUAAAAAAAUUUCAAAUCUGUCAAAACAGCACCCCUCGGAAAACUAAAAUAGAGAUAUUUCAAGAUUUUAUAAUUUUCAAAGACCUUUGAAAUAUUUUAAACUUGUGAAAAGUUACAAACCUGAUGUGUUGUCUAAAAGCGUUUUUCAAACAAGCCAGUAGACUUGAAAAAUCUAGUCUGAAGCACAGACUUAACCAAUAUUUGCUGGGGAUAUGCCCCCAAAUCUGGCCAUAAACAAAAUCUCUGCAGUACUGUGACAGGUUCAUGAUGGCCAUGACGCCAUGCUGAAGGUUUACCGGAAUGAGAGCAAGGAACACCUGGACCACCCAGGGCGGGAAAACGGCUUAAAGGCGUUCCUAAACUACAAACAAUAGCAUGAGCGAUCUGUGCCUUAAGGACAUGUUCCUGCUGCAGAUAACUAGCCAGACCCCAUGCCUUUGUUUCGUUUGGGAAGGAAUACUUUUAGUUAAUCUAUAAUCUAUAGAAACAAUGUUUAUCACUGGCUUGCUGUCAAUAAACAUGGGUAAAUCUCUGUUCGGGGCUCUCAGCUCUGAAAGCUGUGAGUCCCCUGAUUUCCCACUCUGCAUGCUAUAUUUCUGGGUGUGUGUCUUUAAUUUCUCUAGCGCCUCUGGGUUAGGGUCUCCAUGACCAAGCUGGUCUCGGCAAAUAUUUCCUAUACUCGAACAUCUAAAUUGUUUGUUUUCUUACUUGAAUUGCAAAGGAAGUAAGGAAGGGUGAGAUAGAAAUCACUGAGCAUAUUAAGAGGGAGGAGUUUGCUGAUGUGGGAGUGUAGUUAUGACACUUGGGCAUCAUACUAGAGGCUAUGGACUUAGCAAUAAGGAAACAUCCACUCAGCCCUAUGUGUGGUUCAUGUGUAUGUUUUGCCUAUGAAAGUUGAAACUGUUUUCUAAAUGUUAUUUCCUUUUGUAACUGAUAAAAUUUCUAAAAAGCAAAGAAGAAACUUUUCUGUAUUAAAAAUAACAAACAUUAGUAAAUGUAUAUAUACAGUCAUGUGUUGCUUAAUGAUGGGGAUACAUUCUGAGAAAUGUGUCUUGGGUGAUUUCAUCGUGACGUGAACAUCAUAGAGUACACUGACACAAACCUAGAUGGUAUAGCCUAUUACACACCUAGGCUAUAUGGUACAGCCUGUUGCUCCUAAGCUACGCACCUGUGCAACACAUCACUGUGCUGAGUACUGUACACAGUUGUAACACAGUGGUAAGUAUUCGUGUAUCUGAACAGAAAAGUACAGUAAAAAUAUAGGAUCAUAAUUUUAUGGGACCACUAUCAUAUAUGCAGUCACUGACCAAAACAUCACACAGCACAUGACUUGUGUGUAUGGAUAUCUCAAUUGUAAACAAUUUCACAAAUGUUCAUUAUCUCUUUUUAAGUAAGUUAAUAAGUAAAACUAUUACUAAGCUGCAA